AUGCACCAGGAGCAGGAGCAGGAGCAGGAGCAGGAGCAGGAUCAAAUUGCAAAAGUCGUCUCUGCCAACAAUAUACCUACUGUCGCCGUCCCUGUCACUGGUCAGGACUCGGACAAAGACUACGGAUUCAACGACAACAAUGAUUUCAUUGACGCCCUGGAUGGCGUGCUGACGAACGGCAACUUUGACGAUGUCUUUUCAAUAGCCAUUCACAAUGCCUACCAAGACGGUACCAUCAAUAGCGAUCGCCCGCCCAUUGUUGGGACGUCCUCGGUUACGUUGGACAAGCGAGGGUGA
This is a messenger RNA of Linnemannia hyalina, 297 nucleotides long. The record is from the annotation of a GenBank genome assembly. NCBI's taxonomy places the organism in Eukaryota, Fungi, Mortierellomycota, Mortierellomycetes, Mortierellales, Mortierellaceae.